Naegleria gruberi is the source of this 912-nucleotide messenger RNA. RefSeq lists its product as uncharacterized. The record is from RefSeq and is a predicted model, not a curated record. NCBI's taxonomy places the organism in Eukaryota, Heterolobosea, Eutetramitea, Acrasida, Naegleriidae. The annotation marks the transcript as partial. Gene Ontology annotation, biological process: transmembrane transport. The transcript has a single exon.
GAUUUUAUUUCUGGAUCUAUUGCAUCUAUAGUUUCAGAUACAUUGUUACAACCAUUGGAUACAGUGAAAACUAGACAACAAUUUGUUGGAGAUUUAUCAACUUCUAAUAGAUUUGUUUAUAAGAAUACUUUGGAUGCUUUUAUUACAAUUGCAAAGACUGAGGGAAGGAGAGGACUUUUUAGAGGAUGGGUACCAACGCUUUAUGGGAGUUUACCUGCAGGAGCUAUCUAUUUUGGAACUUAUGAAUCAAUGAAGAGAUUACUUUUGGAGAAUUCAGAAUUCUUGAGAGAACAUAAAAAUUUUGCGUACAUGUUGGCAGGUAGUUCAGCAGAGUUUAUGGGAUCUUUGGUUUUUGUGCCAUCUGAAUUGAUAAAAUGUAGAUUUCAAACAAAUUCACUUUCAUCUGCACAAUAUUCACAAUCUACACUUAAAACUUUUUAUCAAGUUGCUAGGAGUGAGGGAAUUCGUGGAUUAUUUAGAGGUUAUUCUGCAACAAUGGUCAGAGAUAUUCCAUACAGUAUGACUCAAUUUUUAAUUUAUGAAGUAUUGAAAAAUUCAAUUUUAAAUAGAAAGAUGGAUCAAUACAGAGAUGAUUUGAAAAAUUCAACACUUAAAGACCCACAAGAAUCCUUAAAAUCUGCUCAGAAAUUAACCUUUUCAGAGUCGAUAGUUGUUGGUGGUACUGCAGGUGCUAUGGCUGCCUCACUGAGUAAUCCAAUUGAUGUCAUCAAGACUAGAUUACAAACCUCGACAACAUUUAAGGGUGGCUUUGUUGCCAUGUUCAGAAAGAUUAAACAAGAUGAUGGUUGGAGAGGAUUUUUCAAAGGUAUCACUCCUAGAGUUAUGUGGGUGACACUAUCAACUGGUAUCAUGUUUUCAGUUUUUGAAUUUGUUUCACAAAAUUUAACAGAU